UACGUGAUCCAUUUAUCAAGAAGAAAUUAUUGAUCGAGAGAGCAACGCUAUGCCGCAACGUUCAAUUCAAGUGCUAGAAAUUAAUGAAAGAGAUGUAAGUCUCGGUGGUAAUAACAUCCCUUCCGUGCAAUGUCAAGAGUACGAAAGGUCAACGGUGAACCUUCGUAAACAGCUAUCUGAGAUCCUCCGCCCCACUUUAACAGCCAUGAAGCUAACAGGGCACUUUUUCGGUCCAACAGCAGUCAAUGACGACAAUAAGCAGAGAACAUGGAAUUUUUCGUGUUUCUACAGCGCUCUUGUCACUCUGAGUCAGUAUUUGCUUAUUGUAUUCGCUGUAACAAGUCACUGUCAUAUCGGUUUGAGUGACAUGAACAAAUUCAUCUUCUUACUGCAGACCGUUGUUUGGUAUACUCAAUGUGCGAGUGGUGCAACUAUUUGCUUAGUCAUGAUGCCUCUUUCUAAGGACAAGCGAUCGAGAUUUUCGAAAUUUCUCUCCUGUUUUGUAGAGACAGAGCCCGAGCUCAAGGGUAUCAAGGCUAAGGCGGUGAAAGGCCUCAUAUUUGCUUCUUCUGCAGCAGUUGCCAAUACCGUCAUUAUUGGCCUUUUCAGCAUGCGUUCUGGUGGCAUAAUCUCUCUUUUCCCACCAUGGAAACUGUUUGCGCACAAAUUCGUUCGAGUUGCCGAGGUAGUAAUUCCAUUUUUCUGUUCAUUCGCCAUGUUCUUGCCCGUUUUGAUGUUUUGCAUCACUUGUAUGCUUCUGGAGAGGAUGUUCUCAACCCUAGAAAAUAAACUCUCCAAUGAAUCCAUACACAAUUUCACCAUCUCGUACGUGCGUAAAGAACACGUGAAGCUUUGUGAGGUUGUGGACUUGGCCAGCACUGUAUUUUCGCCGCUCCUCUGUGCCAUCAUCUCAUUGGAUGCAACAUUAAUUUGCAUCAACAGCUAUCAACUUGUGCGGGGCGAUACCGACCGCAUUGCCAUCAUAGCUUUUGUGUACUGGACUCUCUUCGUAAUCGUGUUGUUGCUGAUUUUGUUUUCAUUUGGGAAUCAGGUCCAUGAAAAGGCUCACAGUUUCUAUGAAACGAUUCAAAAGUCACACGUGUCCAUCGAAGACCUCAAAGAACACGCCGAGCUGACUCUUUUCCUGGCACAUUUGCAAGGGGAUCCUAUCGGUUUGUCAGUAGGAGGUGUCGCAGUGGUCAACAAGUCCUUAUUCUUAACGCUCUUAGGAAUAAUAGCAUCGUACUUUGUUGUGCUGCUUACCUUACCAAGCUAA
Molecule: messenger RNA, 1276 nt
Organism: Stylophora pistillata
Lineage: Eukaryota; Metazoa; Cnidaria; Anthozoa; Scleractinia; Pocilloporidae
Biological process (GO): sensory perception of taste
Cellular component (GO): membrane
Source: RefSeq, a predicted model, not a curated record